ACCAUGGGCCGUUCAAAGUCUGCUCUUCGCGCCUCUCGCGAGAAGAAGGCUGCGUCCAAGGCUGCGGGAGUCAACCCCAACAAGCGCCUUGCGAUGGCCUUGAAGGCGAAGGGAGCCCCUCGUGCUAUCUGGAACCCGUCGAGAAUGUCCGCCACACCUUCUCCCUCGAAGCCUGAACCGGCUUCUCGCAAGGUCAAGGCUGAGCCGAAGUCCCCUGAGCCGUAUUCCGGCCCGACCCUUCGCUCGUCCACCACUUCCACUGCCGGUAAAGUUAAGAAGGAGCCGUAUUCCGGGCCGACUCUCCGGUCCUCCAACGCUUCCUCUAUCCGCAAAAUUAAGGAGGAGCUGUCUUCUGGGUCGUCUUCCAAUCCGGCCUCUGACUCCAUCACGGUUGCAAAUGGCGCAGAGCGUCAGGAUGAGCCUGAGGACGAGCCUGAGGACGAGCAUGAGAUUGAGCCUGAGGCUGAGCCUGAGGACGAGCCCGAACAAGAGCCUGAGCCCGAGCCUGCAAGGGCCCAAAGGAUCAUGGCUAGAGCCCACUACGCCGACCAUCGCACAUGUGUCAGAUGUAGCGUUUGGGGCUGGGAGUACCCGCCCCUGCAUGUCAUCGAGGAGGAAGAGGAAAUCUGAGAUGUUGAGGCGAGUCUGGCAAGGUCAUCUCCAAGAAGGUCGAGGUCAAAGUUGGCAAAUCGUAAGGGGCCAAGUGCAUGGCGGCAG
This is a messenger RNA of Neurospora tetraspora, 717 nucleotides long. RefSeq lists its product as uncharacterized. Lineage: Eukaryota; Fungi; Ascomycota; Sordariomycetes; Sordariales; Sordariaceae. The transcript is spliced from 2 exons. The record is from RefSeq and is a predicted model, not a curated record. Bases 4 to 630 code for a protein of 208 amino acids.